This is a messenger RNA of Dermacentor albipictus, 980 nucleotides long. RefSeq lists its product as uncharacterized. The record is from RefSeq and is a predicted model, not a curated record. Lineage: Eukaryota; Metazoa; Arthropoda; Arachnida; Ixodida; Ixodidae.
UGCCAAUAAUUGAGGCUUCCUCAGUGCCAUCAACAACCGACAACAACGCAGCAAUCCUGCACAAGCAAAUAGCCUGUGGACAACUGGCACAAAGAUGGGUAUUCACGAUGAACGCGGUACAGCAAUGCUAUUGUCAGGUGGCUGCCUCCUCGUUAGUCUGCUUACCAUGGCAAAGGCAGCCCUGAGGCCCAUGCCGUCGGAAUUGGAUGCCAAUCUUCGUACUGUAAUAAGUGUGGCUGGCUUUUCAUACAAUGGAGCAAAUUCUCUUCUUGCGAUUGGUUGGUUAUGGGGAGCCAAUUGUAGUAACCGCAGCUGCCUAGAAAAAGUUCUACUUGUGACCAAAAUACGGAUCGGCAUUGCGGGCAUUUUUAUGGGCUUUAUCUUUUACGUGAUCUGGCAAACGGGACGUACGAAUCUCUUGCAUAUAUUCCCUAUUUUUUGGGGAGUCAAGAAUCAAGAUCUGAUUCCUGGGUCACUACCUGCCCCCUCUCGCAUGGGAAAUGACGACUGGAGACUGCACUCCGAAGCUAUAUUGCGACAGAGCGUCGACUUCCUGCCGGGCCCGAACUUCCUGGCGAUGGCUCUGACCAAUCCAGCCAGCAAGAAUAAAGAGAAAGAUCCCGACAAGAGGAACGACGACCUUGAUGAAAAAACUAAAAGGAGCAUUCAAAGGUCGGCGCUAAAAGCUGCGGCCGACAAGGUGAAAGAUGAAGAUCCUAAAAAGAAGAAGGACAAGCUUGAUCUUGACAAGUUGAUCCUACUGAUAUUGCUGGUUGCGGCCUUGAUAGGAGCGCUUGCUGCCGAGGUGAUCGUCUUUCGCAGAUUGGACCAAUUCGUCAAGAGCUUACCCGAGUAACCGCAGGAAGGUUUUCUCGGGGUGCACCGCGCACACAGCACGGCACGAUCUCCGACUCGCCACCAAAACCGAAGAUUUUGCGCCUAAAUUACAAAUUCCGGGGCGUACAACGUCCUUAUGAUUC